UAUAUAUGGAAUAUUAAGUUGCGUGGAUUUUCACUGCAGCCGGAACCUACUUGAUUUGUGCUGCCUCGUCUUCGUCUUCUUCUCCUAUUCGUUCCUGUGCAAUUUCGAAACUCACAUGCCGUUGGUACAUAAAAUGCGCUUCUUCGUUUUCGACGUCUCUUCUCUCGAUUCCUUCUGGCCCAAUUUCACGUCGGAUUCAUAACACGAUCACCCAUCGUAAUCGAAAACCUAGUCGCUUAUUUGAAUUUCCUUUCCUUUUUCUACUUGUUGGGAUAAAAAGGCAGAUCUGAAUAAAUAAGAGCUGCCUUUUCUUUUUCCUUUAAUUUUUGUUUUUAAAAAUUAGAGCAAAGUUCUUUACUAGGACAAGGAAGAACUUUUAUUUUGUUUCGAUUUAAGUCCCUACGCUUUACAUUUCAAUUUAAAUCAAGUCCCUCAAUGUAUAUAUAUUCCCUAUAUGAGGACAAUUUUUUUUUUGGGUCAACAUACGAAGAAAUUUAUGGAUAUACGGUAAGUAUACAUUUUUUGUAUAUUUUAUACAAUAAUUACUUCUUAUCGUAUAAACAAAUUUACUCUUAUUUAAUUUUUUUUCUCCCUCUUCGUUUGCUGUAAUUAAAACUAGGUUAAGGAUCCAUACUACUAGUUUAAUAUAACAGUACUGAAAAACAAGUAUAAAAAACGCUACUAAUCAUUAAAAAAAAGUGUAAUUAGUUAUAAUCGACUAUUAUUUAUUUAUUUUAAUAAAUUACUGUAUGUUUACACUAAAUAAAAAAACUAAUUGAGGUUUUGAAUUUAAUAUGAGUUUGAAGUAUUAUUGGAAUUAGGAAGUAAGUAAAGGGGGGAAUUUGAGCCCAAUCAACCCAUUCUCAAAGUCCAGCCCACUGCAUGGCUUAGCUAACCCUUUUUAUAUUGAUAUUUCAUAUACGAAAAGGGGGAAAAACACAACUAGGGUUUCAACUCGAUCGGAGAGAGAGAUGGAUAUGGGUUGUUCUAGCAAGAAAAAAUCUGAAUUGCAGAAUGGGGAACCAGGUUCGAAGAAGGCCGUCAACGAUUUCCUGAGUGUGAUGAAAUAUCAAAGUAUGAAACGGGCGUCGAAAUCGAAUUUGGAGAAGAUGAAUGUUCAAAGGAUGAAGGAAUUGAAAUUGGAAGGGAUGAGUAAUAAUUAUCAAGAGGAGGAGGAGAAGAAGAAGAAAUUGGAACCGAUUUCGGAUUCGGAUUCGGAUUCUCCGUUGGACAUGCAACCACAUCUGACGGCGUUAUUGAGUGGCGUGCCUAUUGGAGGUCGCUAUGUAGUGUACAACCGAGAUUCCUACGAUUCCGAUGAUCCCGAAGUUAUCCGAUCGCUCAAACCCUAUGCUGAUAUGGCUAUUGACGUGUUCAACCAAAGACAGCCUAUCAAAUACAGUGUGGUGGGUUUUCUCAGAGCAAAAAAACGUAUAUGCGGCGGAUUUAUAACGCAUGUGGUUUUUACCGCCAAACCUGAUGAAUGUGAUGAUGUCAAAACUUUCCGCGCAAAUUUUCGCCAUACAAGUGGACUUGGUAAAGAAGUUACGUAUGUUGAAAUCGAACCCAAUCUCACUUAAUUAGCUGCUACAGGUAAUUGUUCUUCUUUUCAAUUAAUGUAAGGUAUUAAUGUAUUGGAUAUUAGAGAUGAGUUAGGACACUAUUGUUUAUUUUAGUUGUACUAUUAUUUUCAAAUCCAUGUUGAAAGCUAGCAUGCUAAACAUUGCAUUUUCAUGCAUUUACUUUGAAUGUUCUAUUAUGCAAUCCUGAGAAACUCUCUAACAUUGUGAACAAAUCUCCCGAAAAUACCUACUAUGGACUUAAGGAUUUGAAAAAGAAGCACCUACCAACUUGAGAAUGAUGUAUAAGAAUGUAACCAACUUGAGGAGGUGUAGAGGAGAAAAAACUAUAUUAUGUACAAGA
Erythranthe guttata (spotted monkey flower) is the source of this 1923-nucleotide messenger RNA. Lineage: Eukaryota; Viridiplantae; Streptophyta; Magnoliopsida; Lamiales; Phrymaceae. The record is from RefSeq and is a predicted model, not a curated record.